Molecule: messenger RNA, 1024 nt
Organism: Rhinolophus ferrumequinum (greater horseshoe bat)
Lineage: Eukaryota; Metazoa; Chordata; Mammalia; Chiroptera; Rhinolophidae
Gene: GCSAML
Product: germinal center associated signaling and motility like
Exons: 5
Coding region: 200-772 (190 amino acids)
Biological process (GO): regulation of lymphocyte migration; regulation of B cell receptor signaling pathway
Source: RefSeq, a predicted model, not a curated record
AUCGGGAGUCUUGAGAUACUAGAUUUCUGAGGAAUAGGAAAAGCCCCUACCCUGUCUGGUCUUGUAAUCUUGGAAUUUCCUUAAAAGCCAAGUGAACCCAGAGUGUCAGAUUUAUUCUCUCAUGUUUUAGUCUGAUGUGCCCCCCGUCCCCACAGCCACGCUGAAAAAAUCAUGCCUUUCUUUUCCCCUCCCCUUCAGCAUGGCCCCUUCCUUCUCUAACAUGCCUGUCCCCAGUCAGCUAGUGGUUGGCGGAGCACAAGGCGUGGUCAGAGGCAACAUCCUGCCCCACGCUGGUUUGGUCAAAACUGCCCAAAGUCCAGUGAACGAAAGCGCUGAGAACCCCAGCCACACUGACAGGAUGGGAAAUAACCUCCUCAGAGAACUCAGUUGCCUCAGAGACAAUCAAAAGAAGUCCAGGAAGGUAAACCCAGAUGUGGAACAGAAACGGCAGGAAAUGACUACAGUUGAGAGACAAAAUCAAGGUCAAGAUAAGAAAAGUAAAGAAGUUUCAUCCACUUCUAAUCAGCAGGAAAAUGAGAGUGGCAGUGGUUCUGAAGAGGUGUGCUACACUGUCAUCAGUCACAGCUCCUAUCGGAGGCCCUCCUUGAACUCCAAUGACAAUGGUUAUGAGAACAUCGACUCUUGUACAAAGAGAGUGAGAUCCUUUAAAGAAGGGUCGGAAACAGAAUACGCCCUCCUCAGGACAACUUGUGUUACUAGGCCUUCUUCCUGCACCCCUGAGCAUGAUUAUGAACUUGUGCUUCCCCACUAGAACCUCAUGCCUCAUCAUCUUUCAGUGACAAAGAUGGCACAGAACAAUGCCCUCUGGGGAAGUCUCUCUCAACAGUUCAUAAAACAUUCAUUUCUGCCCAGAGUUUAGAAUGAUACCCUUUUACUCUAUUGUCUUGGGAAACUCUUAGACAUGGCAUCUCUGUGGUUUGUGUGAAGCCAUAUAAAUUGACAUAAUGAUAUAAAGUAUUCUACAUCUUUUUGUUUGUAAAGUUGGAGGACAUAGAGAUGGUGG